UUUUUUUUUUUAAUUUUACAUAAAGUCUCGAUACAUGGCAGCAUCACCUACUACAGCUCCAGUAGAUAACCCAGCAUCAGAACCUGAUCUAUCAAGCACCGAUUAUGCCCUGAAAGUCAUAUUUAGUCAAUUUGAGAAUGCUGCAAAUAUAAAAAUGUCCUUUAUACUCAACAUGGGAAUUGAUGUUAAUGUUGAUCUCAAAAAGAUAUUAGGACAAGGCCAAGACAAGAACUUUGAUAAAUUAAUAUAUUCUUUAGCUUCCUUAGCUACCACACAGCAAAGUGCAGUCAUUGAUUCAGUCAUGCGUUGGAGAAAAACUAAAGUUGAACCCUUAGAUCCUUUAGUCAUAAAACGAGUUAGUGACACCGCACCACUUUCUCGUAAUCGUGAAAUACAAUCCAUUCUAAAAGAAAGACAAUCACUUGCAUCUGUUUUUAUUCUUUGUAGAGCAUUGAUAGAAAUCAUUAAACGAGUCGCACCAGGUUCUUUACCUGACGAUCUAGGUGAAAACCUUGAAGAAAUCGUAUUUAAUCAACUAAAGAAAGCAGAUCCUGAAGCUAUCAAAAGAUCAAAAAACCGAACAGCAAGUAUGGAACUCUUUGCAGAACUUAUUGGCGAACUUUCAAACAUUCGUUUUGCAUCAGUUAGUGAUCGUUUCAUUGCCGAACUUGAAAAAUACAACAGUCAAACGAUCAUGAAGGAACGUCAGAGUCAUAUGGAGAUGCUGAUUAAAGGUAUGCGUUACCUUAAAAUCAAAAUUUAUCCUGUGGAUGCACUUGAAGAGACUGCUGAUUUCUUGUCAAGUUGUGCCAGCUUUUUUAAAAAUUCACAUGGUGUCAAAGUCAAACAUGCUUAUGCAAAGCUUUUCGUACAAUUGUUGUUACCAAUUGCUCAAGUAGCUGUCGCUGAAGUUAAUUUUCCUUCUUGGGUAAAAGCAAUUGAUAUUAUGUAUCCGAGAGCACUUAAUAUGACACUUAAACCAAGACAUACCUUAGUCGGGUAUCCAUUGGUUACAACACUACUCUGUGUAAGUCGUAAAGAAUUUUUUGCAACUAAUUGGACUUCCUUUUUAGAAAGCUGCUAUCAAAAAUUCAAUAAGCAUUAGGCUGUGUAUCCCGAUUAAUUUGGACUUAUCUUUUUCGAUGUACAGAAAGUACUUCUAUCACUUGCAAAAAAGUGGAUUCAAUCAUCA
This is a messenger RNA of Cokeromyces recurvatus, 1192 nucleotides long. RefSeq names its product cell morphogenesis N-terminal-domain-containing protein. Lineage: Eukaryota; Fungi; Mucoromycota; Mucoromycetes; Mucorales; Mucoraceae. Gene Ontology annotation, biological process: cell morphogenesis. Bases 35 to 1105 code for a protein of 356 amino acids. Gene Ontology annotation, cellular component: cell cortex; site of polarized growth. The record is from RefSeq and is a predicted model, not a curated record. The transcript is spliced from 6 exons.